GGGACCGGUGGCUUAGCCCAACAUCGCCCUUCAGCCCAGUAGGGCGGCCGCCUGCCAGUCGGCUCCCCGGCCUGCUCUCGGCGGCGGCGGGUGAAGCGAUUCCCGGGACCCGCCACCCAGCCGUCCGCCCGCGCGCAGCGCAACCAGUAGACAUGGUGAACAUCAAGGCCUUCAGCUUGGUCUCUGCGGUGGAGCGGGAGCUGCUGAUGGGUGACAAGGAGCGCAUCAACAUAGAAUGCGUGGAGUGCUGUGGCCGGAACCUCUACGUAGGCACCAACGACUGCUUCAUCUAUCACUUUCUGCUGGAGGAGAAGACUUUGCCCGCAGGGACAGCCGCGUUCACUGCCACCAAGCAGCUGCACAGGCACCUGGGCUUCAAGAAGCCCGUGAACGAGCUGCGGGCGGCCUCAGCCCUCAACAGGCUGCUGGUGCUGUGUGACAACUCCAUCACCCUGCUCAACAUGCUGAACCUGGAGCCCGUCCCCUCGGGGGCUCGCAUCAAAGGGGCCACUGCGUUCGCUUUGAACGAGAACCCCGUGAGCGGGGACCCGUUCUGCGUGGAAGUGUGCAUCAUCUCCGUCAAACGCAGGACCAUCCAGGUGUUUCUUGUGUACGAGGACCGCGUUCAGAUCGUCAAGGAAGUGUCCACCCCCGAGCAGCCUCUGGCCGUGGCUGUCGACGGCCAUUUCUUGUGCCUGGCUCUGACCACGCAGUACAUCAUCCUGAACUACAGCACUGGCCUCUCCCAGGACCUGUUUCCCUACUGCAGUGAGGAGAAGCGGCCCAUCGUUAAGAGGAUAGGCAGACAGGAGUUCCUGCUGGCUGGCCCCGGCGGCCUGGGCAUGUUUGCCACCGUCGCAGGGAUAUCCCAGCGUGCUCCCGUGCACUGGGCGGAGAAUGUCAUUGGGGCAGCUGUUUGCUUCCCAUAUGUCAUAGCGCUUGAUGACGAGUUCAUCACAGUCCACAGCAUGUUGGAUCAACAGCAGAAACAGACCCUGCCCUUUAAGGAAGGCCACAUCCUACAGGACUUUGAAGGAAGAGUGAUUGUUGCCACAAGUAAAGGAGUUUACAUCUUGGUUCCAUUACCUCUGGAAAAACAAAUACAGGAUCUACUAGCAAACCGAAGAGUGGAGGAGGCUUUGGUUUUAGCAAAAGGAGCCCGGAGGAACAUUCCGAAAGAAAAAUUUCAGGUCAUGUACCGAAGGAUUCUGCAGCAGGCGGGCUUUAUCCAGUUUGCACAACUUCAGUUCCUGGAAGCUAAAGAGCUAUUCAGAAGCGGCCAGCUUGACGUCCGGGAGCUGAUCUCUCUCUACCCCUUCCUGUUGCCCACCUCCUCUUCAUUCACUCGGUCCCACCCUCCUCUUCACGAGUACGCAGACCUGAACCAGCUGACCCAGGGGGACCAGGAGAAGAUGGCCAAGUGCAAACGCUUCCUCAUAAGCUACCUGAACGAAGUCCGCAGCACAGAGGUCGCUAAUGGCUACAAAGAGGACAUUGACACAGCUUUGCUCAAGCUGUAUGCAGAGGCUGACCACGACAGCCUGCUGGACCUCCUGGUCACCGAGAACUUCUGUCUUCUGACGGACAGCGCUGCCUGGCUAGAGAAGCACAAAAAGUAUUUUGCACUUGGACUUCUCUAUCAUUACAAUAACCAAGAUGCUGCCGCACUGCAGUUGUGGGUAAACAUCGUGAACGGGGACAUCGAGGACUCCACGCGCUCAGACCUGUACGAGUACAUUGUUGAUUUUCUCACCUACUGCUUAGACCAGGAGUUGGUGUGGACCUACGCCGACUGGGUCUUGCAGAGAAGUGAGGAGGUUGGCGUUCAAGUUUUCACCAAGAGACCUUGGGACGAACAGCAGAAGAAUAGUUUUAAUCCAGAUGAUAUUAUCAAUUGCCUUAAAAAAUACCCUAAAGCUCUUGUUAAAUAUCUGGAAUAUCUCGUUAUUGACAGGAGGCUGCAGAAAGAAGAGUACCACACCCACUUGGCGGUUCUCUACCUGGAGGAGGUGCUGCAGCAGAGGGCGGCUGCCGGCAGCCAGGGCUCGGAGCCCAGCGAGACACAGACCAAGCUUCGGCGCCUGCUCCAGAAAUCUGACUUGUAUCGAGUCCACUUUCUGAUAGAGAGGAUCCAGGGUGCUGGCCUGCCCAUGGAGAGCGCCAUCCUCCACGGGAAGCUGGGCGAGCACGGGAAAGCCCUGCACAUCCUCGUGCACGAGCUGGGGGACUUCUCGGCGGCCGAGGACUACUGCCUGUGGAGCUCCGAGGGCCAGGACGCACCCUGCCGCCGGCACCUCUUUCACACGCUGCUCGCCAUGUACCUGCACGCCGGCCCCGCUGCCCACGAGCUGACUGUGGCUGCUGUGGACCUGCUGAACCGCCACGCCACGGAGUUUGAUGCCACACAGGUGUUGCAGCUGCUGCCUGGCUCCUGGUCGGUGCAACUGCUCUGCCCAUUCCUGACUGGGGCCAUGAGGGACAGCAUCCACGCCAGGAGGACCACGCAGGUGGCUGUCGGCUUGGCCAGGUCAGAAAACUUGAUCUACACAUACAAUAAGAUGAAGUUGAAAGGAAGCGCAAUCUGGCUCUCGGACCAAAAGCUUUGCCAGCUGUGCCAGAAUCCCUUUGGCGAGCCUGUGUUUGUCAGAUACCCAAAUGGAGGGCUUGUGCACACCCACUGUGCCACCAACAGACACACGACGCCCAGCUCGCCCAGCCCUGGCACCCGGACUUGAAAAGCUUGGCUCAAGCACACAAGGGGGACUCCGAGGUCUUUUCUAAGCCUGCUGGACACCAAGAGCAGACAGCUGCCACACUUCAUGCCAGCGGGACAAAGGGAAGGCACCUGGGUGCCGGGGACACCGAAGUCCCUGUGAAACAAGGACACCUCACUGCUGACCGUUCUUUGUAUGAAUGUAAAUGGGAGUCCCUGAGAGUCCCGAAAGUAGGCCUGAGUUCACCUGUCCAGAAACACAGUCGUCCAGAACAGAGGUCUCCCCUCAAAGAAAAGGGAGUCUUCCCCGUGUGGUCGGGACAGGUGAGAGAGCCCUCCUGAGACACCUGGGCACUGGAAAGGUGUUGCAUGGUCUUCAGGUGAAGCCCUUCCCACCCCGGGCAUGUCCAGGGCACGGUUCUCCAACUAUGUUGGCUCUGCCUUUGUCCCUAUAAGAGGCCAACCUUAGGGACAUACUUUUUGUUUCUUCUUCCCAUCAGCUCUCAUUCCCCAAAAAGUUCUGUUUUGUUUACUCCAUCAAUCACUUUUGGGUAAAUUCCUGUGCUUCGGACUGCCUAGCAAAUGGAGAUCUUUUUGGAAACCGAUAAAGGUCCAAGAGAGAAGCUAGUUUGCCCAUUCUGAAGUGGGCACAGGGAGCCCAAGAUGUUGGGGACCUGAAGGCAGGUUCCUUUGCAGUGACAUCAUCUGCUGAUUAGAAGCUCCCUGAUGAACAGGUUCCACUAAACCUUUUCAUUUGAAUUCAUAGCAUCUUUGUAGUUCCUCUCUCAUUGAGAAAUUCAUCUGUCAUGUUCAUUAGGGCUAUUUUUUUCUUGUGAAAACGUACCUCCUACUGAAGACUUGAGAAAUGAAAAGGGAAAACAAGAGAAGCUAAACCAAGUGUGCUUUUUAGGAGUCAGACCCUGGGCAAAACUGCCUUUGCCCUGAAUGGAGGCACCCUUGCUCCUGAUAGGUGCUUCUAAAGAUUUUCCAAGGAGGUCCAGUCAGGCUGACUUACCUGCCAGCACUUUCUACGCCUGCUCUGAGACUUCCGGAAUCUGCAGAAGAAAGGUCUCUCAUCCAUAACCACCUGGGGAUUUGCUUUGUGCUUCUGCAUCAUGUCAGACAAGCUGCAGCGCUUACCAUUUCACUGCCUCUUUGGAAUUUCAUCCUUGUGAUGACCUGUGCUGGGAAGAAUUUCCAUAAAGACAAUAUACCCCGUAACCACGAUGUUUGAGAAACCGGGAUCUGCUGGUACCUAUAAUAGGAGGGCGGCGAAACACACCCUUUCUUCAUCAUCCUGGGCCUUCCUGGGGGGAAUAAAGAACUCACUGUCUGUUCUUUAAAAAAUGUUUGUUAUACUAAUAAUGAUCACUGUAUUUUUUUUUCUUUUGGGAUUCUGAGUGAGCCAAGAAGCAAAAACAUCCUUGUGUUUUUGGGGGAGUUGGCACCUUUUUUUCCUAACCAUGUUUCAAUUAUCUAAAGAAUAAACAAUGAAGAAAUUCUCUUUUGGCUCAGGUGUAUGCUGUGCUGUGUAAACUGGUCUGAAUUCCAAGCCGGGUCAUGAGCAUCAGUUCCUGGAUGACUGUUUAGGAACUCAUUUUGUUGCAUGUGUUAUCACUGCAACCUGUGAGUUGAGGUUUGUAUUCCCCAAAGAGCAAGUUACCUGUAUACGCAGCAUUAUACUUUUAAAAACACUGCUUUCUCUGUCCACAAGAUGGGUGCGGUCUUGGAAAAGGCUUGGGAUUGCUCACUCCUGACCCGGGGACACUAGUCUCUUCUUUCCUCCCCGCUCUGAAGCUGGAUGGAUAUUUUGAAACGCCUGCCAUUGUCUCCAAGAAUGAAAGCUGUAGUUGGGCAGUUUCCCCUCUACUGAAUCAUUUAACACGGGCGGAAUAAUAUGGCAACAUGCAGGAUUGUCUCAUAUGUUAAAAACUGUCUUCUCUAACCCCUCUUGCUCUCUCACGAGGUCCUUUUCUUAAAUCCUAUUUUUAAGACAAAUACAUGAUUCUUUCUACCAGGCCUGCUGUUUUGUGACUGCCGUUGAAUAGAGCAAUUAGAACUGUCACUCAGACCUUUUCCCUCUCAUUAGGUUCAGCGUAGCCAUUCUAGUUAAAACAGCAUGAACAGAAAUCAAUUUACAUUAAUAUUCUAUGGGCAAUACUGUUUAAUUUUAUGGACUGUUUAUCUGCCGUGGCCUAUCAAGUAUUAACACAGGAGCGUCACGUCGCCUGGGGGGCCUGGGCCUGAGCUCAGAGCUGGGAAGUUUGGUAAACUGCGCUUGCUCACUCUAGGGUGCAGGGAGGUGGCCGUGGGGUUCAUUGUCACCCAGAUGUCUGUUGCGCAGCUGGGGUAGUCCUUGCUUUUUUGCCUGUUGUUCCAUAGAACCGUUUGUCCUUGCAACUUUAUCCUUCUCCCCUGACUGGGUCCCAGAUACACAAGAUGUACAAAUGUAAACUUGUUGAUUUUAUUAAAAUUCUUUUAAUUCGUU
Molecule: messenger RNA, 5201 nt
Organism: Marmota monax (woodchuck)
Lineage: Eukaryota; Metazoa; Chordata; Mammalia; Rodentia; Sciuridae
Gene: Tgfbrap1
Product: transforming growth factor beta receptor associated protein 1
Exons: 12
Coding region: 153-2735 (860 amino acids)
Biological process (GO): endosomal vesicle fusion; vesicle-mediated transport; autophagy
Cellular component (GO): membrane; cytoplasm
Source: RefSeq, a predicted model, not a curated record